CAAAAGCUUUAACCCAAAAAUGGCUACCUUAAGUGUGUUAAAUUACAAUAACCUUUCAUCAGGAUUAAAUAUGAAAGUGAACAACGCAACCACCAGCUCUAAUGGAGCAAUUAAUGCUACUCCCAUGAGCAAAACUUUCAAUAAAAUUACUGUGCAAAAUGUUUUAAGUGAAAAUAAUGGCAAUUCCUUGAAUAUAACCAAUGGCAAUCCCAAUGCUAUUGUCAGAAAAAUUAAAGACUUUGGCAUGAUAGGCUCAGUGAAUAAUGCUUCUGGAGCAGCCAUUUUGAGUAUGAAUCCACGUAAAAGACCUUUGGAGGAGAAAAAACAAACUUUAAAGCCGGCCGAGAGCAAGCUUACACCCCCGGCUAGUAAAAAACCCAAGUUAACCAAGGAAGAAAGAGCAGCCAUACGUUUGGCCAAGAAAGCUGCUAAAGAGAACUCCAACUUAAUUAAAGUUGAUACUAAUGUUCAGCCUUUGGCUUUGUUGCAAAAACCCAAAGUACCCGGUACUCCAGGACGCAAAGGUUUACCCUUGCCGCAAGCAGUAGCUAGACGUAAUGCCCGUGAGCGUAAUCGUGUUAAGCAGGUCAACAAUGGUUUUGCAGCACUAAGAGAGCACAUACCCGAAGAAGUGGCCGAAGUAUUUGAAACUCAAACUCAUAACACUGGUAACAGAGGUUCCUGCAAAAAGUUUAGCAAAGUGGAUACCUUAAGAAUGGCGGUGGAAUAUAUAAGAUCUUUGGAACGUUUACUAGGCUUUGAUUUUCCAGUGGGUGCUGGCCAGCUUAAUUCGUCUAGUGGUGAAGAGAGUUUUAGUUUAAUUAAAGAUGAAUUUAAUGCUUAUUCACCCACUGAACUGGAUGAACAGUUCGAUGACUCCCUAAGUCACUAUGAUAAUGAGGAAUUUUUCUCUGCCAGCACUAGUCAACAGCAAAUGCAAUUACCUUCCUCUUCUCCUAUACCCUCUCAGCACAUGGACAUGUUACCCAAUAUAACUACACUCAAUGGACUGCAAUAUAUAAGAAUUCCAGGGACAAAUACCUAUCAACUCUUGACCCCAGAUAUAUUCGUGGGUACGGCCUCAUCGCCACCAUCCUCAACAAUCGACGAAGAACAUUUUAAUGCAUUAAUUGACACUAAUUGUGUAAGUCCUUCAUCAUCGUCAACGCCAGGCAUAAUGCAACAACAACAGCAACAACAACAAACAACUACAGCUGAUCAACAAUCGCCUUCACCACCAUCAAUUAAUUCAACGGAGGUAAUAAGAAGAAGGGUACAAGAAACAGCACCUGUCUUAACAACAGUAACUAAUGGAGAAAAUAUAAACAACGAAGGGACUGCUACAUUAUCAUUAUCAUCAUCUUCUUCAUCAACAUCAUCAUCAUCAUCGUUAUUAUUAUCGCCCGUGCCACAAAACCAACAACAGCAAAUAAUACCACUGUUAACGGCAACAUCAUCCCCCAGUACAAGUCCAGUAUUACAUCAACAUUCACAGCAACUACAUACAUUAUCACCUGCCACAACUAAUGAUCAACAUCAUCAACAACAACAACUACACCAGGGCUUAAGACAAACGUGUGCCGCUAAUCAACUACAACAACAGCAAUUUCUACUACCAAACUCAACUGACCAACAAAUAGGGACGUUGCACAUGAUUAAACAGGAAUAUGAAGAACCCUCUUCUAAUAUUAUUUAUCAACAAACCUCACCUCCUCAACAGCAACUACCACAUUUACAACUUUAUCACUCAGCCAUGUCUCCACCUUUGGAACGCCAAACACCUACUACUUCAACAUCAGCCACCUCAGCCAGCUCCUCCUCCCACAUGUUGCAACAGUUCUUCCCUCAUGAUCAAAAUUCUUCAUCAUUUUACGAGGGCAUUGUCACCAUGAAAAAGGAAUUAAACGAGGUUCUUUUAAAUGCCUCACAUAGCACCAAUGUUAUGUCCGAUGAAAGUAUGAUCGAGGCUAUUGAUUGGUGGGAUGCCCAUACUCCUAAAUCGGAUGGUGGUUCUCUAAUGAUGUAAA
Messenger RNA from Calliphora vicina (urban bluebottle blowfly), 2027 nucleotides. RefSeq names its product asense (gene ase). Gene Ontology annotation, biological process: developmental process; regulation of transcription by RNA polymerase II. The transcript has a single exon. The record is from RefSeq and is a predicted model, not a curated record. Bases 20 to 2026 code for a protein of 668 amino acids. Lineage: Eukaryota; Metazoa; Arthropoda; Insecta; Diptera; Calliphoridae. Gene Ontology annotation, molecular function: RNA polymerase II transcription regulatory region sequence-specific DNA binding; protein dimerization activity; DNA-binding transcription factor activity, RNA polymerase II-specific.